Messenger RNA from Alligator sinensis (Chinese alligator), 5486 nucleotides. It is a transcript of the gene SLC37A1, whose product is annotated as solute carrier family 37 member 1. Gene Ontology annotation, molecular function: glucose 6-phosphate:phosphate antiporter activity. The record is from RefSeq and is a predicted model, not a curated record. Bases 797 to 2335 code for a protein of 512 amino acids. Gene Ontology annotation, biological process: glucose-6-phosphate transport; phosphate ion transmembrane transport. The transcript is spliced from 21 exons. Lineage: Eukaryota; Metazoa; Chordata; Crocodylia; Alligatoridae. Gene Ontology annotation, cellular component: endoplasmic reticulum membrane.
CGCGCCCGGCAGGAAGUGUCCCGGCAGCAGGAAGCACGGAGCCGGCUGCAGCAGCGUGAAGAAUUGGCAAAUAAGUGACUAAAUGCAGAAAUAAGGAAACCCAAGAAGAAAUCUGCUCAGUGACACCCCUUGAGAAUCUUUCAACAACCUGCAACAUCAGGCAACCUUUUUCCAAGCAUUAUCAUUUUGUCGCCUAAAACCUGAUAUUAGCAGUGAAGUAGAUGGCUCAACUUCCCCCUGGAAUUCAUUUUAUCACUUUAUUUACAAGAGAUCAGCGCAUCAGUUCUUGUGUAAUUUCUAAAGAGAGAAAAGAAACAUGUCAACGUUAAUGAGCAGCUCUCGGAACUUAUCUUCCUGACUCCAACAGAUGACCAGCUGAAACCCUGAAAGAAGAGAUUUGGUUAUGUAAUGUGGACCUGCAUGUUUUGAUUAUAUUAAAGGCCUAAAAUAAAAGGGAUGAACAGGGGAACUUAUCCAUAUAUUCCAUAUGCAGAAAAGAGAGGACCACCAUAAUUAUCCAGCCAGAUCAGACCUCUGACCCACACACAGUCCAGAGGACAGAAGCUGGAGCAAAACACAUCUUGUAAAAGGAUUCCCAAUUUGUCUUAAGGAUUUUAGGCAAUGGCAAAUCCAUCGCCUCCUUUGUAAACUGUUCCAGUGUUUAGCCACCCUCAUUGAUAGGUGCCUUAUUUCAAGAUUGAAUGUUUUUCUUGCUUGAGCCUGGGUCAGUAAGGUAAAAAAGUCUCCCUGACAGUUCUCGGGGGAGAGACCUCUAAGAAAAUCCAGCGACUUGUUCAUGCUAUGGUACCGGGCCUUCAUUUUUGUUCUGACCUUUUUGUUGUAUGCCUCCUUCCAUUUAUCAAGGAAACCUAUUAGUAUAGUUAAGGGAGAACUACAUAAGCACUGUGCUGCUUCAACUGAAGUUGAACUCCACUCCUACAAAGAAUAUGCUACCCAGAGUCAGCCUGUUAAAAAGUUACCUAAUGAGUCUCAAUGUGGUUGGGAGCCAUUUGAUAAGAACAACUACAAGCAACUACUGGGAGCACUGGAUUAUUCAUUUCUAUGUGCUUAUGCAAUUGGAAUGUAUUUAAGUGGCAUUAUAGGCGAGCGACUACCCAUCCGGUACUACUUGACAGCUGGAAUGCUUGCCAGUGGACUCUUCACCGCAAUGUUUGGCUUUGGCUAUUUCUAUAAUGUGCAUAAUCUAUGGUUCUACUUGGUGGCUCAGAUUGCUAAUGGAUUGGUGCAGACUACUGGCUGGCCUAGUGUAGUUACCUGUAUUGGCAACUGGUUUGGAAAAGGAAGGAGAGGUUUCAUCAUGGGAAUCUGGAAUUCUCACACUUCAGUGGGAAACAUCUUGGGAUCACUAAUUGCUGCUUAUUGGGUAUCUUCCUGCUGGGGUCUGUCUUUUGUGGUUCCUGGUGUUAUAAUCGCUUUGAUGGGGAUCAUUUGUUUUCUGUUUCUUAUCGAACAUCCUAAAGACAUCAAUUGCUCUUGCACACCGCCCAGUAGCUCAAGGACUUACAUGAAUGGUACAAAUAGAUUCAGAGUCCAGAAACCAAACUUAAAUACUAAGGAAACUAGCCAAUCUCAGUCUCCAGAGAUGCAGCAGUUACUUUCUGACAAUGAAAACUGUGCAACGUCACUGAACAUUAACAUGCCAGUCAGUGAAGAAAAUAGAAAUGGAACAUCACCUAUAAGCUUCCUUGGUGCCUUGCGAAUACCUGGAGUGAUAGAAUUUUCCUUGUGUUUGUUAUUUGCUAAAUUGGUCAGUUACACUUUCCUUUUCUGGCUUCCCCUCUAUAUCACAAAUGUAGAGCACCUUGAUGCCAAAAGAGCUGGAGAUCUUUCCACACUGUUUGAUGUGGGGGGAAUCUUUGGUGGAAUUUUGGCAGGCAUAAUUUCAGAUAGAUUGGAAAAAAGGGCUUCGACCUGUGGCAUGAUGUUAUUCCUAGCCGCACCCACGUUGUACAUGUUCUCUGCAGUCAGUAAAAUGGGCCUCGAGGCCACCAUAGUCAUGCUACUCAUCAGCGGAGCCCUAGUGAAUGGCCCCUACGCACUGAUCACAACUGCAGUCUCAGCUGACUUGGGCACCCACAAAAGUCUGAAAGGGAAUGCAAGGGCCCUGUCCACAGUGACAGCUAUCAUCGAUGGAACUGGUUCUGUAGGUGCUGCUCUAGGACCUCUGUUAGCUGGUCUUAUUUCUCCUUCUGGCUGGAACAAUGUAUUUUAUAUGCUCAUGGUGGCAGAUGCAUGUGCCUUACUGUUCUUAGUCCGUCUUAUACAGAAGGAGCUCGGAUGUAGAAUGGAUCAUACCUUGUUUAAAGAACACUGAGUAAUGACAUCUUGGACUUGGAAUAAGGUCUGUGCGAGUGAUCAGAACUCUUCCCUCAAAGACUUUUCAGAAUAACUUAUUCAAUAUUUAAGAGAUUGUUUUCAUGAAGGAUUUUGUACUCUUGUCAGAAGACGAUUUAGAAAUUCAACUAGUGAAUUUCUGGUGAAGUUCUUUCUUAUUUUUUUGCACAUGCAUCAAUACCUCAGCAUGUUGACUGUUUUAUGACCUGGAAAGAGACGGAAGGUUUGAGAAGCUGCUACAAGUAUGCCUUAACUGAGCCAGAAAGAAGUACCAAGUGCCUUUGGAUUCAUUUGGAUAGAAUAUUUCAAUUAAACAUUUAAACUGCAUUUUUGAUCAGAAAGCAAGGAGAUUUGAGAACAGAGCGUGAAGAAAAUAAGCUCUUCAGCUACUCCAGCAAUGGACUCUGCCAGUAUUGUUAACAAAACAUUAAUGAUCAAAGUUUCCUUUAUGUCAUCUCUUAAAAGGCAAGAUCCUAAUACUAUAUGUGAAUUUUCCAGCUGGUUACAAUUCACUGCUAUUCAAUAUUCUGAAAUUGUUCAACAGAAUAAUACCAGAGCCAGACCAUAUUACUAUGGUUUAACUGCAUCACUAACUUAAUCCUGUAAAGGAGAAUCCCAAAGGCAACAUUCAGCCAUUUUGUGUGUAACAUAAUGGAUCUUACACCUAAUUACUAAGUUGGGUGCCUCUGCUGACCUCUGGCUAGAUAUUAUUGCUCGAUUGGGAUUGUCUGAGAAGGAGGCUCAACUAGCAAAGAAACUUAUUAGAGCUCAGCAUUUCCUACAAGAGUCUCUGGUGCUAUAUAAACUGGGUGGACAAACUACAUGUUUGCUGUUUUAUUGCUUGUCUAGGCCACCCUGGGGUAGCAGAGGAUAAUAUCUUGUCUCACUUGUGAUGGAAGCUUUAGCAUUAAUUUUAGAGGGUUGAACAGAAAUAGGCUGACUUUGACCCUGACCUCACAACAAUUUUAAUGCAGGCACCUACCUCACAGAUACUAGUGGGGUGCAUGCAGACAUAAGGAUCUUCCUGAAGACAGCUUAGUACAGGAUCAGGCCUUUAAUCAGAGUACUAAAAACUUGCUCACAGAGAGGCCGGUGGUCCAUGUUCAUUGCAUGCAUGCACGUGUGUGUGGGGUAAAAGUAAUCUGGGAUAUGGGAUCAAAGGAAGUGUUAUGGCACAUGUUAUCCUGAAAGUGCAGUUGUUUGUGUUUUCAUAACAUACCGUUUUUUGUUAAUCUGACAGUUUCUCUCCUUCUGAGAGAGAACAUGUUUCUAGGGAAUGUACUAAGAUGUAACAAAAUACAGAGUUUCUGUAAAGGAGGCAUUGAUACAGAUUGAAUGCAAAGGUUAAAUAGACACAUUCUAUAUUUGUUAAAAGAUGUAUUUAUUAAAACUUUUAAGCAACCAUAAUGUUCUGAAUGUUCUGACUUUUGCUUUAAGCUUUGCAAAACAAGACAGUACUGUAUAUACUUGACUUGGUGGACAAAAUACCACUUCUUAAAAUAACCCUACAAAAAUGUACUGGUACAUUUUUUUUAUUUUUAUUUUUUUGUCCACCAACUGCUGGUUCUGUGUUUUGUUUUAGCUCAGUAUUUAUGCUUUGAGGACUGUUGUUCUGAAUUGUUCAAAUGUUGACCUCAUUUUUGAACACAGAACAGUUGUGUGGGUUUCUGUAUUUUGGCCUUGAUUUAGCAAAGUACAUAAGCAGGUGCUUAAAUCCCACUGACUGAACUGAAACUUGGCACAUAUUUAAAGUUAAGCAUGUGCUUAACUAUUUUGCUGAAUCAAAGUGUUUGCUUGCAAAAAGGAACCUCCAAAGGCUUCAGUCAAACAAAGUUUUCUAGCAUUCAUCAUCCAAAGUCUUUGUGUGAUGAAUGCUAGACACCACCACCAGGCCUGCAAAGAUUUACAGAAAUGCUUAACGUAACACACACACCAUACCUAGUAGUACCACUGAUUUUUGUAAGGGGUCUCUCAGUGCAUAAAAAGAAGCAUUUGGCUUAGUCUUUGUAGGAUUGGGGUCUUGGCUAUCACAGCCAUUUAUACUGUUAGACGCUGCAUCUCCAAAAUUGUUUGUUAAAGCUGUAUUGCUAAGGCUAAUGUCUUAAGGUGUUUCUAGUUGUAUUUAUUAAUAGAAAUAUACUGUUGUAACAAUGUUUAAUGAACUCCAAAUUUGGGGUGUUUUUCUUCUUGGGAGCUGAUUUUAUUUAUUUUUUUUAAAACCCUUUGCAGUAUAAAGACCUAGAUUUGAACUAACGAACAUUGAUUGCUCUGAGGAAUUGGGUUUCUGGUACCUAACACUGUCCUUUUCCAUUCAGGAGUUUAGUGUUCUAGAAGGAUGGCAUAUAUUUUAAAAAAUGAUGUGCAAUUUUCUUGAGGGGGGGAACGUUAAGAAUUUCUUACAACUUUUAUCUGGGGUUGAAUUAGGGAAUCCACAUCUGUAAAUCAGGAAGGACAGACUAAAAUGAUAGCUGGCAUGUGUAACAGUCAAAAUAUUGUGCAGAAUAAUAAAAUGGCUGAAACAUGACUGAUGUUUGUUUCUUAAAGUGCUAGGAAAUGUGAUCAUUUCAAUUUCAAGCUACAAAAAAUGCCUCGGCCACUGGAAUUCAAUGUUGCUCAAUCUAUAAGGGCUGUGUCUGCAAUGGGAGUUCUGCCUACCUAAGAACAGCAGUAUCAGGCUCUUACUUUUCAGAGGACCUUUAGUCUGGCUUUAAAAUGUGUCCAUACUUUGCAAUUACAGUCACUUUGCACUGCAGAAAAUUGAACCAGUGGAUCUAACUUCCAUAUCCAACUUGUCUGCAAGGCAGCUCACUAGACACCAAUGUUCUCUUAUUUUGCUGUUGCGAAUAUGCAGUACAAGAGUGAAACUGCUUCUCUCCUAUAACCAGCCCUAAAAAUCCCUGAGUGCUAGUCAAACAGUGUGUUUUGGUACCAUCAGGUGUCAAUGCGCCUUCACCUGAUGAAGCAAAUCAGCUGGCAAAUGCACAUUGGAAUGCAAAACUGCAAUGGGCAAAAUAGGGUUCAUAUCUUAGUGUGAAAUGUUUCAUUUUGUUAAUGCUGAUUAUUUGGAGUUUAAAAUAUUUUUUACAUUGUGUUGAAUAAAAGCUGAAUUCUUUAUUAAAGGGGGAAAUGUU